GCUGUCAGACGGAGAGGGGAUGCUCCCGGGAGAAGAAGGUGCCAGACUGAAACACAAUUCACUUCUAUUUUGACGUCGAGAGUGUUGUGAGGUAGCGUACGUGGUGGAGCAGGAGUAGUGGUUCCUCGACGGUCGGCCGUGUGCGUCUGCAGGACAGGGCCGUGCCCGCGCCCGUGGCCUCGGAGCCCGCGCACUUGCCGAGGCGUCGCCCUGGACAGCCCGCCGCGCCGCCCCCCGCCGCAAGCGCCAGCAGCGGGUAGCAUGGCGCCGGACUUGACGUCCGCCAGACGGCGCCUGUUGCGCACGCCCAAGUGCGCCCGGUGUCGCAACCACGGCGUCAUCUCCUGCCUCAAGGGCCACAAGAAGCUCUGCCGCUGGAAGGAGUGCCGCUGCGCCGCCUGCCUGCUCGUCGUGGAGAGGCAGCGCGUCAUGGCGGCGCAGGUCGCGCUGCGCAGGCAACAGACGCACCAACAAUCGGGCGCCCACCAUCCUGGCCACGGCGGCUGCCCCAACCCCCGGCCGCCGCCGGCCAGCCAGCUGCAGGCGCUGCAGGCCCUGCAGGCGCAAAAGAGGCUGUACCAGCGGCAGCUGCGCGUCGUACAACAGUCAGCUGCAG
Molecule: messenger RNA, 616 nt
Organism: Frankliniella occidentalis (western flower thrips)
Lineage: Eukaryota; Metazoa; Arthropoda; Insecta; Thysanoptera; Thripidae
Product: doublesex and mab-3 related transcription factor 3, truncated-like
Exons: 3
Biological process (GO): regulation of transcription by RNA polymerase II; sex differentiation
Cellular component (GO): nucleus
Molecular function (GO): RNA polymerase II cis-regulatory region sequence-specific DNA binding; DNA-binding transcription factor activity, RNA polymerase II-specific
Source: RefSeq, a predicted model, not a curated record